GUACCUCUCUCUCUCUCUCUCUUGUCGUCUCUUGUUCGUUGAAUCGUUUAGACGUGGAAGCAGCUGAUUGUUUCCACUCUUCGAGGCUCGAAUUUUGAUAAAAUUGGAAGAGACUUAGGGUUGUGGUUGGUACAUGUACGAGGGGUUUUUCUCGUGAGAGGAAAUGGAUCGGUGGCACGCGUGAUUCUGGUGAUGGCUUCGUGCUUCGAUUAUGAUGAUGUAGGAAGAAUCAAGAUGCUGUAAGCACAAGAACCGUGGUCAUUCAACUCGUAAUUGGAUGGUUAAUGGACUGCGGCAUGUCUCGAUACGUCAUCUGCGGAUACUGGGAAAGGGCGGAGUAAGUUGUCAAGUAAUCAAGUAUCACAUGGAUUCCACUUGGUGGAAGGGAAAACAGGCCAUGACAUGGAAGACUACCAUGUAGCUGAAUAUAGAAAUGAAAACAAUCACGAGCUUGGUCUGUUUGCUAUUUUUGAUGGUCAUAUGGGGGAAAGUGUACCAAGUUACCUGAAAGCCAACCUUUUCAACAAUAUACUAAAAGAGCCUUUGUUCUGGAGAGAUCCUCAGUCAGCAAUGAAAAAUGCUUACUCCUCCACGAAUAAAUAUAUUCUUGAAAAUUCAAAGCAGCUGGGACAUGGAGGUUCAACAGCAGUUACAGCAAUUGUGAUUGAUGGCAAAGACUUGUGGAUAGCAAACGUAGGUGACUCCAGAGCUGUUGUGUGUGAAAGAGGUACAGCAAAUCAACUAACCAUUGACCACGAGCCCCAUGCUGAGCGAAGUAGGAUUGAGAAACAAGGCGGUUUUGUAACGACUUUUCCUGGUGACGUUCCCCGUGUUAAUGGCCAACUUGCGGUUGCAAGGGCUUUUGGUGAUAAAAGCCUCAGGGCACAUUUAAGUUCAGAACCUGAUGUAAGACACAUCCCAAUAGAUUCGACAAUCAAGUUUGUUAUACUUGCAAGUGAUGGAUUGUGGAAGGUAAUGAAGAAUAAGGAAGCUGUUGAUCUCAUAAAAUCUAUAAAGGAUCCCCAGGCUGCAGCAAAGCGUUUGACAACCGAGGCAUUGGCAAGGAAGAGCAAAGAUGAUAUUUCAUGCAUUGUGAUUCGUUUCAGAUGCUGAAGCCUACAGCACAAUCUUUGUGGAAAUCUAAUUUAGUCAGGAUUGGUUUUGGCCAGAAACCUGCACGCUUGCAUGAAAUACAUAGAUUGUUAGGGUUGGGGUUGCAAUCUGUCGCCUUUGUGCAUAUAUUAGAUUUCUUUUUCAUACAAUACAUAGAUUGUAUUUAUCAUCAUAGAUUAGUUAGAGUUCCUUUUCGUUUUUCCUUUUGCAUGUGGAUAGAUUGUAAUAAUCAUAAUAGUAUUGCGAUGGAUUUUGAAGGAAGCUGGACUUGCUUGAUCUAUCUAUAUUAGAAACAGCAGAUGUGCUGCUGUUGUUUGACU
This is a messenger RNA of Musa acuminata AAA Group (dessert banana), 1433 nucleotides long. Its product is annotated as probable protein phosphatase 2C 44. The record is from RefSeq and is a predicted model, not a curated record. Gene Ontology annotation, molecular function: protein serine/threonine phosphatase activity. NCBI's taxonomy places the organism in Eukaryota, Viridiplantae, Streptophyta, Magnoliopsida, Zingiberales, Musaceae. The transcript is spliced from 6 exons. Bases 403 to 1113 code for a protein of 236 amino acids. Gene Ontology annotation, biological process: peptidyl-threonine dephosphorylation.